GACCCGCCCUUGCUCUCCCUGGCGAGUUUGACAGGAGGUCCGACGGGGCUUUUUUCCGCGCAGCUCCGCCGAGGAAGGAGCAGGACCGCCGCCUUCUCUUCCUCCUCCGCUGCUCUCGAAGGCCAGAAGCCCCUCUGCGGACAUGUCGGAGCCCAGUUCCCGAGGAGGAGGAGGGGGAGGCGGGGGAGGAGGGGACAAGGACCCCCGGGCCGCCGUGGCUCAGCUGCUUUCGGGGCUGCGCUGGGCCCGCCUGGAGGAGCCCCUGGGGUUCAUUAAGGUGCUCGAGUGGCUCUUUGCCAUUUUUGCCUUUGGAGCCUGUGGUUCCUUCAGUGCAGAAACAGGGGCAACUGUGAAAUGCACAGAGGAUCCUCAAGAGACGACCGCUAUUACUGUGCAGUUUGGAUAUCCCUUCAGGUUGUACAAAGUUCCAUUUGAGAUGCCAGACUGUAUUCGUGGAUCUACUGCUAAACGGGUGCUACACCUCAUGGGAGACUUUUCAGCACCUGCGGAGUUUUUUGUGACCUUGGGCGUUUUUGCCUUCCUGUACACCAUGGCAGCUCUUGCAGUCUAUCUGCGGUUCCACUCCCUCUACAAAGAGAAUAAAAAACUACCUUUUGCGGAUUUCUGUGUCACUGUCUCAUUUACCUUUUUCUGGCUAGUAGCGUUUUCAGCUUGGGGCAAGGGCCUGUCAGAUGUGAAAGGAGCUACACGACCUUCUAGUCUCAUUGCUGCCAUGUCAGUGUGUCAACUCAAGUCUGCUGUUUGUAAUGCUGGGGCUACUCCUUCUAUGGGCCUGGCCAACAUCUCUGUGCUGUUUGGCUUUGUCAACUUUAUACUGUGGGCUGGAAACUGCUGGUUUGUUUUUAAAGAAACCCCUUGGCACGCACAGACCACCAACAAGGAAAGUUCUGCUGAACAAGGUGCUGUUGAUAAGCAAUAAGGACCCUUCCCCCUCAAUCCUGAAGCCUCCUGUUUCCCCACCAAGAACAAACCGACAGUGCCUUGUGUCUCCUACAUGCUCAUCUCAUUUCACAGCAGGGCAGGAAACAAUUCCUUUUCCGCCAACUUCGCUGCUGUCCAACAGUUAUAUUGGCUCCCCUCUGUGACUAUUACAGGAGGCCUCCCUCCAUCUGAAAUCAGAGGUCCUGGUGCGGUCCUAGACUGUUCAGUUUCAACAAAACGUUUCUUCAUUUUGAUUAUAUAAUUAUAAAUGUAUGGGACUGUACAUAGAGAUUUUGGCCACCAGUCCUAGGGUAUGUGAUGUUGUUUCCUCCAUAAUUGCUUUUUAAUUAAUUUAUGAAGGGUUGGGGGUGGGGGAGCAGGUAGCCAGAUAAGAACACUAGGAAGAACUAUGAUAUUUGUGCCAUAGAAAAUGAGAUUCUGGGUAUCUUUGAGACAAAGUACAUGUACAUUGCCACCCUAAUAAAGGCAGAAACAGAAACAUGCCAACUGGUUUUAGCAGCAAAGGAGGAAAACCAGUAUUUUUACUUUUGUUACAAAGAAGGAAAGUAUGUUGCAUUUUUUCAUGUUUCAUUAUAUUCAGAAUGAGCUAAACAUUUCAGCUUCACUUGCAUUCAAUUCAACUCAAUCUUAAGACACUAUUUACCUGAAGGUGGCUAGUUCACUGUUGCACAGCAAAUAGCUGGUGUUUCUUUUCUUUUAUCUUUGGUUAUACAUGGAUGUAUACUGUGUCCACAUUGAACCAGAAGUGCUCCUACCAGUGUGCAAUGAGUAUCAGCUGCUGGUUUUUGUGUUUGAUGCAAAUAACAAAAAGGUAAUGUCAGGCAAGUAUUUUUAUCACUUUCUAGGCAAAAACCCUGUUUCAAUGUUUUCCCGAGUUUUUGUUUUCUUUUAAAUACAGCUGUUCAGCUUCCCUGAGUACAAAAAACUAAAGAAAUUUUAUUUAGUUUCUAGAAUGACUAGUUAUAAAACUUGGGCCCAAGAAGCUUAGGGCAUUCAUUUCAAGAUUGAAAAGUAUGCAGAGAUAAUGUGUAAUUCUGCACUUAUCACACUAGGGGGGAAUCUCAGUGGUUUGUAAUUUUAAUACUGGCUCUUAGUACUAGAAUUAAUAACACCUGUGGAUCCCUAAAUUUUGUGGUGUGGAUAGAUUGUCCCAGACUCACAUGUGCUUGCCCACAUACCCUUUAACUCCAUUGUGGCAGGAGACAGCUGGCAGUAGAACUUAAAAAAAAAAACAUUUGGUGGAGAUCUGAGGCAUCUCAAGACUCGCAAAUGAACACAGGAGUUUUAAAGGAAGUUGCCAAACUACUUGGAUGUCCCUCAAUCAGAAAUCACAAUUACCAGAACACAAAUUUAGGACAAUAUAUAUCUUCUCUCCCUGCAUCUUUUAAGUUGUAGUUAUAACUUAUUGUGUUACUGUGACAUAUUUCCUUUUCUUGAUCCUGCCAUUGUUGCAUGCAGGAGACUGGAGCCUGACACUCAGCUUGCUCUAAACAAUUAUUCGUGCCCCUUUUCUCAAAUGUGUGUGAGUAAAUAGAGAAGGUCUCCAAAUCCUUAAACCCCAUUGCUUCCCAUAUGCUUAAUCUCAGAUGGGGAAAAUAAUUUUUGAGAGUGGAGAAAUAACAGCAGGAAGGUGAGUCUGAAGUCUUUCUCUGCUGAAUUAAAUCUUUCACCCGAGACCUUCUUUGGUCAUGGUCUCUCUCAUAUUUCCUUUUCUCUUUUUCUUCCUUCCAUGCUGCGAGAGAGGAAUUCUCUCUUGUAAUAGGAGACGUAUUCUUGGUGCUUUAUUAGAUGUGGGACCUCAAUGGUGAGCAAGACUACCUUUGUACAUUUUGUAAACUUCCUUCUUCUUUUGAUUAUUGAUUCUGCAUCAUAGAAAUGUACCCUUUAGGGAAUGCUGUCUGCCUCUAUCUGCUAUGGAACUACAAAGACUCUCUAGUUAGUAUUGUUAGAAUGAUGUUUCAUGGUAUUGUUUAAAAAAAGAAAGAAAACUCUUUCUGGUCAUAAACAAUACCACAAUAUACUGUGGAGAUCUAGUGAUGCAUCUUUGUCCAGAGUAGUGUUUUCCUUGUUUGCCCAUUAUAGGACAUCGCCCCUACAAUCUCUCUCUGAAACAGUUGGUAGUAUAUUAGGGAAAUCAGAGGAAGGGGAUCAGUCUUCCAUGUCUUCCCUAGUUGGAUGCAUUAACCUUACAUACUUAUCUGAGUCCUUCCUCUGUGUGUGUGUGUGUGUGUGUGUGUGUGUGUGUAUUAAUUCUUAAAAGAUUUGUGCAAGAUCUCCAGCAAGUAUAAGUUAAUGUCACAGUAAUGAGUGCUGCUAUUUCAUAUGAGCUGAGGAUUUGACCUUUACACAUAAGCCAUGGAGAAAGACUGAAUGCUACUUCAAACAUUGGAAAUGCGCUGUGUAAAUGGCUGCUAGAAGUAGAAAUAAAUGACCAGGAAGGAAAGCAUCCAAAUUGGUAGUGAUAGUUACCAAAACAGGAAAUUGUAUAAUUAUGUAUGAUUGAUCAUGCUACAGGUUCUACAAAUCAUUUCCCACAUGGCCCAAGUUCCUGAGAGUUACCUUGUGUCUUUAUAUUUAUUUGAAAUAAGGGUAAUAUAUAGUGUGGAAUAGCAGCAUUGCAUUUGUUACAUUCUUUGUGCCCAACAUAAGAGAAAGAGCAGUUGAACAGGCAGCAGGUGCAGGAUGUUUCACAUCCUUGUGGAUUUUCUACAUUUUGGGAUAGACCCAUUGCACUGAAACCACAGUUGUACUGAAUCACUACCCUAUUAGUGUCAAGCUACAUAUUGAGACCUGACACAACCCUCCUCUUUAGUGGAGGCCAGAAGACAAAUAUCUAAAAGAUGUUUCCCAACAAAGCAGCAGAAUUUAAAAUAGAAGAGGGAAGGGCCAACCUUGAUUUGUACUAGCAUUACAAUUUGUGGCCCAAGGAUUUUGAAAAAUGUUUUUCUUCUAAAUGGGGAAAGAGUAGGGUCCAGGUCUAGCAUCUAUACAAAUGCUCAAGUUGGGAAACAUUAUUAAGGAUGCAUAAAGAGGCUAAAUUAUCUGAAAACCCACCUGCUCUGUAAUGUCCUAAAAAGACUACAAUUUCUACUGAAUUUGGCACUGAAACUAGAACCUAUACUGAAUCCUCCUCAGCCUGGUCUGUCAGUCCUUGUUUUACUUCUCAUGUAGAAGAAGACGACAGUAUAAAGCAUGUCUUCCUCACUCCUGCUGAUUGUCAGUAUGGCUUUAACAACAUAUUUUGAGACUGCACUCUAAGGGAUUUGAACUUUAUGUUAGUUCACAGUUUCCAUCUUGAGCUUUGCCCAAUCCAUGUUAACAAAAUACAGUUAUUGUUUCAAGGAUUGCACUGUCAAAAGGGUCUAUCCUUAACAUAGCAUCAGGGGACAAGAUAUACAUUUGAAUGUUGUAAUGACAUGUUUACAUUUGAUAUUUUGAUUAGAAUGAUUUCUGCCUUUUGGCUGCGUAAAAUCAGCUAAUUUUGCCAAAAACGUGAAAGUGAUACUAUAGAUCUUCAAUUUCUGAGAAAAAUGUUCACAUUUUUGUCUUUUCAUGAUUUUUGGACAAACUAGUAGGUUUCUGACUGUAAAAUGUUCUUAGAAAUGUGAAAGGAAGGCUGCUUUGUCUAUGGAGGGCAGAGAUUUGAGGUCUUCUAGAGCCCUGGCCAUUAGCCCCACCUGCUGCAAUUACGGAAGAGAUACAGUUGAGCUUCUGUGUCCACACCUUGAAAAUGUUCAACAAAUUUAAAAAUUCCAAAAAGCAAAUUAUUUUACUACACAAUUGUGUGAUAUGUGACUUGAGCAUCCACAGACAUUUGUACCCACUGUGGUUCCUGGAACAAAGCUCCAACAGCUACCAAAGAACCACUUUUUAUGUAUUUUGAUGUGAUGGGCAGGGAUGCUUAUUGAGUAAUGCCAGUCAUAAUGAGCAUAGAGUUGGGUCAUGUAGGCCACCUAGCCUACCUUCAAUCUGGAUGAAAUCUAGACAGUGUCAGUAAUAUAAUGCUGUCCAGCCUCUUUGACCUCCUUGGUUUUUGAGAAGGAGAAGUUUCUACGCCAGUUAAUUGGUUCCAUUGGUGAGUGCUCUUAGUGUUGAGAGGUUUUCCAGGUGUUCAACCAAUAUUGAUACAAGUGUACCUCUUUAGCCAGUUAGAUAUAGUUGCCCUCUGGAACAGUAGAGAGCAAUCUUCUGUCUUGUAGACAUCAGAUCUUCAAGUAUUUUGAGAUAAACAUUUACUUCUGCACACUCUCUUAAAAAGGCUAAAAAUACCUCCACCCAUCUUUGGAGCACUUGUAGAACUUCAAGAAAUGGUUCAUGGACUUCUUGUGUGAGAGAAAGGCUGUAUCCACUUCAGGAAGGAUAAAAGUGUGGAUAAUGUCAUUAUAUAGUUUAGUCACUCGAUGGCAUUGACCUUAAUUGUAUUUGUGUAGAGUCAAUUGUUGUGAUAUGCCCUAUUUUUGUUUUUAAAAGGAUAUAACUGGUGUUUGGUGUGCUCUCUCAGCCUUCCAUAAAAGAUAGUAAUGUUGGACUAGUACAAGUACUGUAGUAAUAGUGAAAGGGAAUGUCUCUUAUUGCUACUGAUAAAUAAUUGUACAUGGCCUUGGGCUUACUGUUUCUUUUCUCUUUUUUCACACUGGUAAUCUUAUUAGAGUGAUUGCAGCAUGAAUCCACAAAUUUUGUACAGAAAUCACUUCAAGCAAUGAAUAUGUGGCUAAGGGAUUCAUUACAUAUAGCUUCAUGAUACAAAAACAUUGUGCAGUGGUAAGAAAAGGGAUAGAAACAAUGUUACGAAAGACCUAAUAAGGUUUGUGAAUGAGUAGGGAAUUUUAACCCAAGUCAUUAUCCUCCACAGUACCCUAUGCUGUUUUGUCACUGAAAAAAUCAGUCUGAAUAAAAAUAAAAUAAAUUAUACCACUUUUUCUUUCUUUUUUUUAAAAAAAAAACAAUUUCUCCCUGCUUAUGUAUAGAACAUAAUAAGAGUAAUAGGGGUUCAGACCUAUUGGAGAUUAAUACAGCUGCCCACCAAAACUGACAAGUAAAGUUGCAUUCUGCAUAAUGAGAAAAAAUUUGCUUAUCUUUCAACAAUUUGACAUUAAGACAGUACAACAGAAACCAAAUUCUGCUACUUAUGGCAUAAAUAAAUGCCCCAUCAAUAUCAGUUGUGAGGAUCCUUAGACAAGAGAGGUAUCCUAAUAUUGACCAUUACUAGUUGUGAGGCAAGGGUGAGAUGGGGAUAAUGUCAUUUUUGAUUCAAUAUCGUUCACCGAUCUGGUGUUCAUUUUCCUGGUGAAGUCUCUCCUUUUAACAAAUUACACUGCUUCAAAGCAGCAUUGUUGUUUGAUGGAAAAACAUAAAAUAUUCUCACAAAAAGAUCAGCUGAUAAUUGACACAAUUUUUCUACUCAUUUUUAAAUUUAAAAACUAUAUAAAAAGAUCCAGUGUUUAUCAUAGUUACUUGAGAAGCCCUAUCAAGUUAAUGAAAAACAGUCAAUAGAAUUAUUGAACUAAUAAUUCACAAAUCAAACAAUUUCAAAUUCAGAAGUCAACUUGGUUCAAUAAGGCCAGCAUAAAAUAUUGUGUCUCAUCAGUAGCUACUGUAUAGAAUAAAAGACUUGAUCAAUUUCAAUGUAUAAUAAUUAAAGAUCAUUCAUUUUUCACCUACAAAAAGAUUUCCCCCCAGUUCCUAUUAUGUUUUAACCAUUUGUCAUUUCUGAAUACUGGAAUCAUCAGGGUAAAUUGUAAGAGCUAUUAUAAACAAAUCAAGAGAAUAUGCAUUUUUAAUUUUUCAUGGGUGUGAUAGAGCAAUCUAGUUUUAUAUCUAUGAAGGUAUAUGGAUCUUAUAUGAAGGAUAGCUGAUUAGACUAAACAUACACAGUAGAGUCUCACUUAUCCAAUGUAAACGGGCCAGCAGAACGUUGGAUAAGUGAAUAUGUUGGAUAAUAAGGAGAGAUUAAGGAAAAGCCUAUUAAACAUUAAAUUAGGUUAUGAUUUCACAAAUUAAGCACCAAAACAUCAUGUUAUGCAACAAAUUUGACAGAAAAAGUAGUUCAAUACACAGUAAUGCUAUGUAGUAAUUACUGUAUUUACGAAUUUAGCCCCAAAAUAUCAUGAUGUAUUGAAAACAUUGACUACAAAAAUGUGUUGGAUAAUCCAGAACAUUGGAUAAGCGAGUGUUGGAUAAGUGAGACUCUACUGUAUAUCUUCAGGUCACUAUUUUAUAAAUAAAUAGUGUAUAGAGCCAGGAGGCUAUUUUUUGUUUGUUUUUUAGGAUCUUGACUAACAAUUUGUCCUGUUACCUUGAUUGCAAAAAUUAUUGAUGUUAGUAAUCACUCAUGUUAGUCAUUUGUCACAGAUAACACAAAAAUCUGAACUUUUGGAAUUCUUCUGCUUAGCAUAAUGUGGUGUAAUGAAUAAAAGAAAAAAGAGUAUAGCUGCCACAUGCAGAAGCAAACAGGAUAAAUGAACAGGUUAUUCAGUGCCAUCUUGAACAUUGUAAACUAUUAAAGGGUUAAACAUAUUUAGUGGCACAAUAGUUGUUGCUUAUACAUCUCCAAGAAUCAGUGGGAGAAGAUGCUUUUCUCCAACGUAGUAUCUGUGCCUAAGAAGUGAAUAUGUUGACAUGUUCUUGCUGUACCAGAAUAUUGGGAAUCUAUUGCCAACUUAAACCUGGUGGAGGAUUAAUGCACAGAUGGGAAACUCACGGCCCUCCAGAUGUCAUUGGGCUAUAACUCCUAGCAGCCAGCUUCACCAGUGGUGAGGAAUGCUAUGAGUUUCACUCCAAAAACAUCUGGGAGGCCACAUGAUUCCCAUACUUGGAUUGCUGCAUGCAGUAAUAUCCCCAUAAUAGUGGAACCCAUAUCUGUGGUUUCACUUGUUGUUGUUAUUCAUUCAGUCGUUUCCGACUCUUCGUGACCUCAUGGACCAGUCCACGCCAGAGCUUCCUGUCGGCCAUUGCUGCCCCCAGUUCCUUCAAGGUCAAGCCAGUCACUUCAAGGAUACCAUCCAUCCAUUUUGUCCUUGGUCGGCCCCUCUUCCUUCUUCCUUCCAUUUUCCCCAGCAUCAUGAUCCAUUUAGUUUUCAUGGCAAGAAUACUGGGGUGGGUUGCCAUUACCUUCCCCAGGGAUCGUAUUUAGUCUGACCUCUCUGCAUGACCUUCCUGUCUUGGGUGCCCCUUCACGGUUUAGCUCAUGGCAUCAUGGCGCAAGCCCCAGCACUGUGUCAAGGUAACGAUCCUUCGCAUGGGGUGGUUUCACUUCAAACCACGAAUUCCUAGAAAGAACACAUCUAUAAGAAUUUCUAGGUCCUCUCGAUCACUGCUUCUUUAACUGUGGGUCCUGAUCCUAAGUGGGGUCAGUGUUGAGGUCCACAAAAUUUGGCAACAGGAAAGGUUUUCUGAAAAUCACAUAAUGGCAGUUUUAGACAUUUACACAAACCCGUUCAGUGUUUGAAAUGGAUUCUGCAGAAGAUGCUUCAGCUGUAGUUCAUAAAAAGGAACAUCUGCCUGUUUAAUGAGCCUUACAAAUGCUGAUUUAUUAUCAGUAAAUAUCUGAAUUUUAUACCUGUUUUAUAUACCUAUAUACCUAGAGUCAAAUAUACAUUUCUCAGGUCGAAAGAGGGUGCAAAUGGAAAAGUUUAAGAAGCCCUGCUCUAGGUAACCCUGUGGUAUGUUGGAACCAGAAAACAGGCAAUUUAAUGGUGUUCAGUUGUAUCUAUGGUUUCAGAAUAUCAUAGUCUCGCUAGAAAUAUAUCUGUCGCAAAUACAGGGGUCUUACUGUAUAAACAUUUGAAUCAUGGAGAUAAACCUCCAUAACCUCACUUGAUUCUAGAGUGUUAUUAAUUGUGAAAAGCACUCUAUGUUCAUAUUGAUUUCUUUUCCAUUCUAGUUUGUAGUGGUUUUGCAACAAUUUCAUAUCACUGUUCUACAAGAGACUGAAGGAAGGAAAGUUAGAAGGGAGUCAAAUAAACAAAAUUAAAACUA
Anolis carolinensis (green anole) is the source of this 8940-nucleotide messenger RNA. RefSeq names its product synaptophysin like 2 (gene sypl2). The transcript is spliced from 6 exons. Gene Ontology annotation, cellular component: synaptic vesicle; synaptic vesicle membrane. The coding region runs from base 143 to 940 and encodes 265 amino acids. The record is from RefSeq and is a predicted model, not a curated record. Lineage: Eukaryota; Metazoa; Chordata; Lepidosauria; Squamata; Anolidae.